CUCGCGGCCGCACGCGACGCUACGAGCCCGAGUGCCACGACGCUGCGCGCGUGUCGGUGUGCCGCCGCCAUGGGCGCGCGCCUCGUGCUCCUGCCGGCGCUGCUGCCUCUGCUGAGGCUGGCGACGCUCGCCGGCGCUGCCGCAGCAGGCGACUGCGACGUGCCGCCUCAGCUCGCGGAGCCGGUGGGCGAGGUGGUGGAGUGCGGCGUGAACAAGUCGGCGCGAGCGCUCAUCCUGCACCAGCACAACGCCAAGCGCGACAAGAAAUGGGACGAUGAGUUGGCAAAUCGCGCGCAGCGCUGGGCAGAUCGGCGCGUCUUCCAACACAAUCCCUGCAAAAGUUCUAAAAAGUAUCCUUUAGUUGGAGAGAACUUAGCAAUGCAGCUUUCUUUCGGGAAACCUCCUGAAUUAUUUGGUUGGGAAAAAGCUGUUAGUGAUUGGUACAAUGAAGUAGAGGAUUGGUCCAAGUCGUUGGUAAACAAAUAUAGGUUCUCCGCGAGCACGGGCCACUACACCCAGCUGGUAUGGGCCAACACGACGAAGGUCGGGUGCGGCUUCUGCUCGUUCACGGACGGCAAGUUCACGUCGCACCUGUUCGUGUGCAACUACGCGCCGGGCGGCAACGUGGUCGGGACGCCCGUGUACGCCGAGGGCGCGCCGCGCGCCGCCUGCCGCCGCGGCCGCAAGAACCGCCGCUACCCCGCGCUCUGCCUCUGACGGCAGCCCACAACGGCACACCACACCACUCCAGCAUCAUCAGUAUUAUAAGAAUGUGAAAAAUUGGUGGUGUUCUCGCAAAGGGAUUUAAGUCACUUUUGGUCAACGUGGAGUUGCGUUUUCAGGGAGUAAUUUCUUUCAAAAUCCAUAAUCUAUUUGACUUAAUAAAUAUUAAUAAGUAGUGUAUUUAAUGUUUCUGAAAUAUUAUCUGCUUUGAAAUGAUUAAACCAACUUUUUCUUCACCUUUUCCUCAAACUCACUUGUAUGACUUAACUCCCUGUACCGGAACACCAGCGACUAUAAUGCAGUAAAUGUUAACUAUAAUCAUUCAUUAUGUAGUGUGUAUUAUACAAUUGUCAUUAUGUAAUGUAAUGUGUAUUAUGUAUCGGCAAUCAUUAUACAAUGUACUGUGUAUUACUUCAAUCAAUUGUAUUUAUGCAUUGUAUUACACUGUAACACAUACAUUAGUAGUCAGUAGCUGUCAGUAGAGAUAUUCGUAAUCAUAAUGAUUGUACAAACACUUUUCAGAGUCAAACAAAAUCACUCAAAUUUAAACUUAUUAGAUAUAUUUUUUAAUUUUUUAUUGGCAAUCGCAGUAAAGUAGGAUUUUAGCUUCAACAUGAAUACAUAUGAAACAGAACAGAAUAUGUGUCUGCGCAUUUGCUCUGCUUACACUGUGAUUGUCGUGACUGCAAUAUUUUUAUGAAGAUUUCAUAAUAUUAUGUUCAAAUAUUUCAGGCUUGGCAAAUGUCUUGUUAAUUAUAGAUUCCUAUAGAUUUAUAGGUUUCUAUAGAGCUAUAGAUUUGACGCACCACGAACCAUUUAACCAUACUAAUUCAGUUUCAUAUGUUCUUCAAAUGAAUUUCUAUUAUUUACAAAUUGUGUUUGGUUCUAAACCAAAAAACUGUCAUUUAUUAAUGUCAACAUCUAUUUAUUUAUCAAAGAGAAGUUCUCUGUUGAAAUGAGUUUGUAUCAGGAGAAUUAAUCAUGCGAUGUGGAUACUACAUACGUACUCUAGAUUAUGACGUAAUGUAGAGAAGGUGUCUCUCAAUUCAUACUAUUUUCUCUUUACAUUUAUUGAACACUAUACGUAAAGCAAUGAUUCUCUAAUGCCAUGUAUUAAUAAUGUAUUUAAAAAUUUAAAUAUAAUUAUAAUUAAUUAACAAUGUUCUUUUACCGCCUAUUACUAAUAUAAAUCAAUUCUCUUCUCUAUUUAAAAAAAUCUUGAAAAUGUCAUUUUUAUAUGUACUAAAAGUCCCAAAAUUUGAAUAAUUCCAGAAGCUUACUGAUUUUGAACGUCCUAUUCAUGAGAAUUAUUUUCCCUGACCAAAUGCGGAUAGGGUUGAUAAUUAAAUUUAACGUUAUUUUCAUUUUCAUUUACAUUAUUAUUAUUAUUAUUAUUAUUUUCCAGUAAGGUAAUUUCAAUAUGAUUCUAGGUGUGUGAAAUAAAUUAGACCAUUUCUCAAUUCUACGGAAAUAUGCAUUGCUCUAGGGAUAAUUAUUAAAUUUCUAAUUACUAUGUUUGAUUCAAAAUAUUUAAUCAAUAAUAAUGGAAUCAAUGUGUUUUAAAGGUAGAAAACAAUUACACUCACAUAUCGGUGGUACAUAUAUUCCGGACUUAUGCAUCUUGGCAUGAUUGUUUGUUGAUAUCUACCGAACAUUUAACUACAAAAUUCUAAUUUUUGGGGGGUAGUCGGGGGG
Molecule: messenger RNA, 2418 nt
Organism: Gryllus bimaculatus (two-spotted cricket)
Lineage: Eukaryota; Metazoa; Arthropoda; Insecta; Orthoptera; Gryllidae
Source: the annotation of a GenBank genome assembly